Molecule: messenger RNA, 1204 nt
Organism: Chironomus riparius
Lineage: Eukaryota; Metazoa; Arthropoda; Insecta; Diptera; Chironomidae
Source: the annotation of a GenBank genome assembly
AUCUUUUUUAGUCAAUUCAAAUAUAAUUUUCAAGGCGACAAGACAACAAGAAUUUAUUAAAAGUGAUAAGACGAAUUUUGUUUCAUAACACAAGUGUCAAAAGUGCAAAGACUGCAAAUCUACAAAAAAAUAAAGAAAUAUUUUCUAAACUUCUUUUGAUUAUUAAUAAGUGCUAAUAAUGUAUCUUGCUGUGAUUUUUUGUGGACUUUAUAUUGUCGGAUUCACAUCCGCACAAGUUGGAUAUGCAGGAGGUUUUGCUGGAACUGGAGUUGGAUUCAACCCAGGAUUUAUGCAACCAUUCCCAAAUAUCAUUCCACCUCUAAUGAUUCCUCAACUUCCUAUGCCAUAUUUUGGACCAAAUAUUGCAUCCGGUCAGGGUGUAGUUACUCGAUUUGGAGAUGGAGCUGGUGGUGAAACUAUUGUCAGUAGAUUUGGGGAUGGAGUUUCUGGAGGUGGUCAAACUGUUGUCAGUAGAUUUGGAGAUGGAGUUUCAGGAGGUGGUGUUUCAACUUCUUCAGUUAGCGGUUUUGGAAACGGAGCUGGCCAAACAUUAGUCAGUAGAUUUGGUGAUGGAGUUUCAGGAGGUGGAGUCUCGACUUCUUCAGUAAGCGGUUUUGGUAGUGGAACUGGUCAAACAGUUGUUAGCCGCUUUGGAGAUGGUCAGUCUACAACAUAUGUAUCGGGUCCACAAGGUACUCAUACAUACAGAACAUCACCACAAUAUCCAAAUACACAAGUCUAUCAAAAUCAACCCGGUCAAACAGUCGUAAAUUCGCGUUUCAAUGAUGAUGGUUCACAAACAGUAUCGCAAACAUCUACAUAUGUAUCGCCGGGUGGUGCGUCACAAUCUUCUUUUUCACAAACGUCUAAUAGCGGUUCAUUCACACCACAAUCUGUAAAUAGUCGCGGUGCUUAUGCAGACAAUAAUGUUCAACCAAUUGCAGACAAUAGAGGUUAUGCUCAAACUACUGGUGGUGCCGCACACACAAAUUAUCAACCACCUCAAUCAACAUCACGUUUCAGCGGUGGCUCCACACACGUUGCUAGCUCUGGACCAUCAAAUUAUGGUUCUACAUCCUCAUUCACAUCAUCAUCGAAUGUAGAUGGCCAAGGUCAUCAUGAAACUAUUUCAUCUGUUAAUAAUAAUGGAAAUGUACAAACUUAUAGACAGAGCAGUGGAAAAUAAACAUUGAAGCUUGUGUAU